ACGUAUAAAUUUAGGAACAUGAGACAAGAGCCUCUGACAAGAACCAAGACGACAUGAAAGUCACCAGCAUCAACUGGACCCUGGCUGUGGUCAGCCUUCUUCUGUGGAGCAGUGGCACAUCUGCAGCUCCUACUGAGUGUCACAUCAACCUCAGAGCCUUAUGUAGGUUUGAGGGGAGACAGUACGCCCUGGGUGAAUCCUGGAUGGAGGACACGUGCGUGCAGUGCACCUGUCUGCACCCUGUUGGGGUGGGCUGCUGCGAGAUGGCCCAUCGGCCAGUGGACUUCCCAGCCUGGUGUGAGGUUCGGGUGGAUCCAGUCACGUGUAAAGUGUCUGUGGUCCAAACAGCUGAUCCUCGCCUGCUCUGUUUCCCUGAAGACCAACAGGAUCCCAGCCAUGAGUCUCUCCCGCUGCAGCAACAGCUCAAAGAGUAGACCAGUUUCAGACAACUUCCCUGAUAUUAAGUACAAAUUCAUUCAAACUCAUUCAUACAAAAAUAUGUAAUCUUUUUAUAAUGUAAAGCUCAACACACUUACCGGGAU
This is a messenger RNA of Periophthalmus magnuspinnatus, 542 nucleotides long. It is a transcript of the gene msmp1, whose product is annotated as microseminoprotein, prostate associated 1. The transcript has 3 exons. The record is from RefSeq and is a predicted model, not a curated record. Bases 54 to 434 code for a protein of 126 amino acids. Lineage: Eukaryota; Metazoa; Chordata; Actinopteri; Gobiiformes; Gobiidae.